Molecule: messenger RNA, 916 nt
Organism: Mercenaria mercenaria
Lineage: Eukaryota; Metazoa; Mollusca; Bivalvia; Venerida; Veneridae
Product: complement C1q-like protein 4
Exons: 2
Coding region: 306-863 (185 amino acids)
Molecular function (GO): protein binding
Source: RefSeq, a predicted model, not a curated record
UGCAUCCACUUCGAUUCAUAUCACUUUUUACCUUGUUUGCUUUAUUGAAAGCUACCGAAAUUAGUCACUCAUCCGACAAUGGCGAAGACGAGGCAACGACAAACGGCUCAGUUAUUCGAGAACUCAUCAAGCGCGUAGAGGUUCUCGAAGCACGUGACAGGAGGCAAACGCAAGCAAUUGAGAAACUUGAAAGGGACCAGAAACAAGAAAUGGAUGAACUUAAGAGAGAACUUGCCAAUCAAAAAGAUUAGAUAGUAAUCUUACGGAAGAAAAGCACUGGACAGGAUCACCUGUUGUCCAAAUUAAUGCGACGUAUGAAGCCGCGUGCAGGGACUUUGGUAACAGCCCCUGAAGUAAGCAAAGACGGGGUUCAGCAGACGAUAUUUGAAGUUAACAGAAUACGCCGAGCCGACAAUGAAGUGCCUGUUGCUUUUACGCCUGUUGCUUUUACUGCUGGGCUUACACACACGAUCCCUCACGCUGGUGCACACCAGAAUAUAGUCUUUGACCACGUAGAAACCAACAAAGGUAACGGCUACAACCCUCAUCAUGGCGUGUUCACUGCACCUGUUCCAGGUCUCUAUGUCUUCUUCACAUCCAUUCUCGCUGACAACAAUCGCGAAGUUUGGUGUCAAAUAGUCGUAAAUGGCGUGAUUAAAGCAUCCGUGUACGCACGUGGCACAGACACUCGACAUGACCAGGGAAGUCAAGUAAUGAUAAUUCAGCUUCAACAAGGUGAUACUAUCUCUGUUCAAAAUUUAGCGGCUGAUUACGCCAUUUACGGUGACGGGGACAUCUAUUCAACAUUUUCCGGAUUUCUUCUUCAGCAAGAUUUUUCCGAAGCCGGUACUGUUGUUGGAUAAAUGCAAUGUACCUUUCAUUUAUAAAAUAUUAAAGUAAAAUUGUUCUUUCUAUA